AUGACAGAUAUAUGCAUUAAUGACCAAAAAAGAAAUGAAGGCAGGGAAGGGAACCAACGUGAAGAAAAAGUUAUCUCUAAUCAUGAUCAGGACUCAGAACAGAUCUCAUCCAAUAAGCUGGAAGGUCAGAUUCCCAGCUCAUUUUAUCAGCUUAAGAAUCUUGAAACUCUUUCCUUGUCUCGUAAUCUGCUAAGUGUGCUUUUCAACCCACAUUCUAAGUUACAAAGCAUAUACCUUUAUAAUAACAAGCUGAAAGGAUUUCUCCCAAUUCCACCACCAUCCAUCUUGGAGUAUGACGUGUCAAACAAUGCAUUGGAAGAAAGGAACUGCUUUGGCGGACCCAUUCCGGAUAUAUGGACAAAUGGAUGCCACAUACGGGCGAUGAUGUUGAGUGACAACCUGUUUGAAGGUGAAUUACCAAGAUCAUUAGCAAACUGUACAUGGCUUGAUACUCUUGAUGUGGGUAACAAUCAGAUCAAAGAUACGUUUCCAUUUUGGAUGGCAACUCUUCCUGACUUGAACGUUCUAGUUUUACAAUUCAACAAAUUCAGUGGUGUUAUAAAGGAUCCUGAUCACCAAAAUAAAACAGCAAUAUUCCCGAAGUUGCACAUUGUUGACCUCUCUCACAACUCUUUCUCUGGACCUCUACCUCAUGGCUACAUCCAGAUAUGGGAUGCCAUGAAAGUUUUUGUAGAGGAUGAUAGUAAUUAUUAUGUUAAAAUUACAAUAACUAAUAAAGGCACAGCCAGAGAAUAUUGGGAGAUCCAAAAUUCAUUGAAUUUGUUGGAUCUUUCAAACAACAGGUCACAUCCCAUCAUCUUUGGGGAACUUUCUAAACUAGAAGUUUUGGACCUUGCACAUAACAAGCUAUCAGGAGAGAUUCCUCAACAGCUUACACAGCUCAAUUUCCUUGGAACUUUCAAUGUGGCACAAAAUAACCUGGUAGGGCCUAUACCACAUGGCAAACAAUUUGACACAUUUCUGAAUAGCUCGUAUGAAGGAAACGCAGGUUUGUGUGGGAAGCCAUUGUCAAAGGAAUGUGGGAACUUGAAGGACUCACCACCUCCAUCUUCAAUAGUUGAAGAAGAAGAAGAGAAAGGGCCUGCAUUGGAAUUUGGUUGGAAACCAGUAGUGAUACAGUAUAUUUGUGGGUUAGUCAUUGGGAUUGCGGAGAAAUUUCCUCACAUCUUACAGAGCUUAAUUUUCAGUGUGGCACAUAAUAAUCUCAGGGGGAACUAUAUACCAUAUGGGAAACAAUUUGGCACAUUUCCAAACAGUUCUUUUGAAGGAAACAUAGGAUUGUGUGGGAAUCCAUUGUCAAAUAAGUAUGGAAAUAUGAAGGAGAACUUACUGGCUGAUAUUCCUACUUCAACAGAUGAAGCUGCAGGGUGUGAUUCUAGUGAUGCUUUUUCACAUACUAAGCUCACGUCCGAGAAAACUGAAGGUCACAACACCAGCAAUGACUGUUGCUCGUGGAAUGGCAUGGUUUGCAAUGAGGACACUGGUCAUGUUGUUGGGCCUGACGUCAAUAGCGGCUACCUUUAUGGUCAUAUAAACUCCAACACCAGUCUUUUUCAGCCUUUUUCAUCUUCAAAGGCUUAA
Molecule: messenger RNA, 1602 nt
Organism: Ziziphus jujuba (common jujube)
Lineage: Eukaryota; Viridiplantae; Streptophyta; Magnoliopsida; Rosales; Rhamnaceae
Product: receptor-like protein Cf-9 homolog
Exons: 7
Coding region: 1-1602 (533 amino acids)
Molecular function (GO): protein binding
Source: RefSeq, a predicted model, not a curated record